UCUGACGUCAUCCCCGCGCGGAAGAAACUGCAGAGCCCGGGGGCGUAGUUGCUCUGUGCCCGGAAAUAAGAUGGCUGCUACCAGAAUAGGGAAAUUUUCCUAGAGGUGAACUAAGCCUUUGCCCAUUUGGGAUUGCUGCGAGCUCGGCAUGGGGCCCGUUAGCCGCCGCACUUUGAACUACAUUUAUUCGAUGGUGCUGCUGGCCAUCGUUUUCCUCUCCUGGGGAUUCGUGAUCUAUGCGUGCAUGGUGACGUCACAGUGGCUGCUGGUAAAAAACCAUCCAGAUGUAACAUUCCAUUUCUGGAUCUGAAGGAAUGUAACUGGCAUUCGACAUCCUUAUCGGGCACCUUGUUUUGGACGUUAUUUAGUUAAAUAAAAACUAUAAUGAAG
Messenger RNA from Sarcophilus harrisii (Tasmanian devil), 390 nucleotides. RefSeq names its product small integral membrane protein 27 (gene TZMP1). The record is from RefSeq and is a predicted model, not a curated record. Bases 149 to 310 code for a protein of 53 amino acids. NCBI's taxonomy places the organism in Eukaryota, Metazoa, Chordata, Mammalia, Dasyuromorphia, Dasyuridae. The transcript has 2 exons.